This is a messenger RNA of Cottoperca gobio, 1823 nucleotides long. RefSeq names its product karyopherin alpha 2 (RAG cohort 1, importin alpha 1) (gene kpna2). Gene Ontology annotation, molecular function: protein binding; nuclear import signal receptor activity. The coding region runs from base 105 to 1676 and encodes 523 amino acids. Gene Ontology annotation, cellular component: cytoplasm. The transcript has 11 exons. Lineage: Eukaryota; Metazoa; Chordata; Actinopteri; Perciformes; Bovichtidae. The record is from RefSeq and is a predicted model, not a curated record. Gene Ontology annotation, biological process: protein import into nucleus.
GAAUUUAAAGGUCUGUGCGGCACUUUCUGAGUACCACAAUCUUUGCGCGAGGGUCAGGAAUUAUACACGCUUCAUUUUCACUGCUGCUGCGCCUCCUUGUCAAAAUGGCUGAAAACAUCGAACGUCUGAACAAGUUCAAGAACAAAGGCAAAGAUGCCAAUGAACUUCGACGCAGGAGAGUGGAGGUAAACGUGGAGCUCCGCAAGGCGAAGAAAGAUGAUCAGAUGUUCAAAAAAAGAAAUGUGUCUGCAUUUCCUGACGAGGCGACUUCCCCACUUCAAGAACGGACCCAAAACGGCCAGGCCUUCAAACAGUGGACCGUUGAAGAGAUUCUAACAGGAGUGACCAGCGGUGACUCAGAGUCUCAGUUCCAGGCUACACAGGCUGCACGGAAACUCCUGUCUCGUGAAAAGAAUCCUCCCAUUAACCAGCUUAUCAGUGCUGGCCUGAUUCCCAAGUUUGUUGCCUUCCUGGGGCUGGUAGACUGUCCCCCAAUCCAGUUUGAGGCUUCCUGGGCUCUGACGAACAUUGCCUCUGGGACAUCGGAUCAGACAGCUGCAGUUGUUGAGGGCGGGGCCAUUCCAGCCUUCAUUGGCCUGGUCACAUCCCUCCACCAGAACAUCAGCGAGCAGGCCGUCUGGGCCCUCGGAAACAUUGCUGGUGAUGGAUCAGCGCUUAGAGACAGGGUCAUCAAGCAUGGAGCUGUGGCCCCUCUGCUCAGUCUGCUGGCUGUCCCUGACCUGUCUGUAUUAAAUACCGGCUACCUGAGAAAUGUGACAUGGACGCUGUCUAACCUCUGCCGCAACAAGAACCCCUCGCCCCCUAUAACUGCGAUCCAGCAGAUCCUACCCGUUCUAGUUCGUCUACUACACCAUGAGGACCGUGAGGUGUUGGCUGAUGCAUGUUGGGCUGUUUCAUACCUGACUGACGGCUCUAAUGACCGCAUUGAGGUGAUGGUCCAGACCGGCUUAAUUCCACGCCUGGUGACGCUGCUUGGCUUUGAUGAGCUGCCUGUCAUUACCCCAGCGCUGCGUGCCAUCGGCAACAUUGUGACUGGUACAGAUGAGCAGACUCAGGCGGUUCUGGAUUCCGGGGCCCUGACCAUGUUCCCCCAGCUGCUGCGCCACAAAAAAGGCAACAUUCAGAAGGAGGCCGCUUGGACUCUGUCUAACAUCACAGCAGGGAAGGACAACCAAAUCCAGGAGGUCAUCAACGCAGGCCUCAUUCCAUACAUGGUCGAUGUGCUUGUGCGGGGUGACUACAAAACUCAGAAGGAGGCUGUGUGGGCUGUUACAAACUUCACCAGCGGGGGCUCUGUUCAGCAGGUGGUUUUCCUUGUUCAAGCCAACGUUCUUGAGCCUCUUCUGAAUCUCCUCUCCUCUAAGGACAGCAAAAUUGUCCUCGUCAUCUUGGAUGCCAUUACCAAUAUCUUCAUGGCCGGGGAUAAAAUCGGGGAGUCGGACAAGCUGAGUCUGAUGGUUGAGGAAUGCGGCGGACUGGACAAGAUUGAGGCCCUGCAGUCUCACGAGAAUGAGAUGAUCUACAAAGCAUCCCUCAACCUGAUUGAGAAAUAUUUCUCUGACGAGGAGGAGGUGGUGCAGUCUGUGGUCCCAGAAGCAACCGAUGAUGGUUAUGCAUUCCAAAUCAGUGAAAACCAGAGCACUUUCAAUUUCUAGAUUUUCUAUCUAAUACCUCUACUACUUUACUGUACCCUCAUCGCUACUGUUUGUCCUUUUCUUUGUAAUUGUGAAGUUUUGCAUGUAUUGUACAUACUGUUUUAAUAUGACAAAACAUAAUUGUAAAUAAAGUUGUUUAUUUCACCA